AUGAAGUUUCAUUUUGAAUAUCAUACAAAAUCACCAAACGAACUAGAAUACAAUAGCAAACGUGUGCAAGAUUUAUUAGAAAAAUGGGGAAUGAGAAGACAUAGUUAUAUAAAAAGAUUUAUAUACGAAGAAUAUUUUGAUUAUGAAAAUGAUGAGCACAAAUUUCUUUUAGAAUUUUUUAAAGAUGAAAAUGUAAGGGAAGAAUUUAAAAUACAAUCUGAUCAAAAUAAUUGGAAAGAAUUACAAGGAGAUAUUUAUGAUGUUGCAUAUGAAAAAGUACCUUGUAAUUUGACUACACUGCAUUUUUUUGAUAGAUUAUAUGAUGCUGCAAUAGUGAGACGAGAGAGUGGAGCAAUAGUUAAAACAUUCCCAACGUAUUUAGAAGAGGACAAUUCAUCACCUAUCAUGAUAACGGAUGAAUUAAGAAAAUUAUUAUUAUUGGUCGAUUCGCCACAUUAUGAUAUAUUUAGUAAGGAUGAUAGAAAUGAAUUCAUGUUUAGGGCAUUUAAGUCAAUUUGUUUAGGAGGAGAUAUGUGUCAAUUUGAGGAUUUUGUUUCGGAAUAUUUUAACAUAUUAAAAAAAAUUUAUAAAGAUUUAAUAUGGUAUGUACGUAUUAAAUAA
Messenger RNA from Funneliformis mosseae, 621 nucleotides. The record is from the annotation of a GenBank genome assembly. Lineage: Eukaryota; Fungi; Glomeromycota; Glomeromycetes; Glomerales; Glomeraceae.